Messenger RNA from Aspergillus affinis, 1782 nucleotides. RefSeq names its product MFS transporter. Lineage: Eukaryota; Fungi; Ascomycota; Eurotiomycetes; Eurotiales; Aspergillaceae. Gene Ontology annotation, biological process: transmembrane transport. Gene Ontology annotation, molecular function: transmembrane transporter activity. The record is from RefSeq and is a predicted model, not a curated record. The coding region runs from base 1 to 1782 and encodes 593 amino acids. The transcript has a single exon.
AUGCAGUCAUAUCGACAAUACCGCGCAGUGGAAAGUGCUGUCCGGAAACAGCUCGAGGUCUGCCCUGAUUGGAAGCAGAGGGUCAUAGGACAAGGUGUUGAAAGGAACCAGCAGCAUCAAACACCUCACGGAGCACUCCUGAUGCCAGGCGUCAGACUGAUCGACCAUACCGACAACCAUGGGAACCCACGGUCAGUCUUUCUUGUCGACUGGGAAAGCGAGCACGAUCCGCUCAAUCCACGGAAAUUUAGCCUCCGCACCAGAAUAAUGGCAACGCUGAAUGUAUCUGCCCUGGCGUUUGCAGUCAGUGCAUCAUCGUCUAUCGAAUCCGCUGUGAUUGCUCAAAGCAGCGCUGAGUAUCAUGUCAGUGAGGUGGUUGCUUCGCUAUUCACCGCGAUCUUCCUCCUCGGCUUCGCUGCGGGCUCGCUUGUCUCCGGACCUCUUUCCGAGAUCCUAGGCCGCAACGCGGUCUACACGAUCUCUACUUCCCUCUUCAUGCUCUUCAUCAUGGGCUCUGGACUUUCCCCGAACAUAUCAGCCAAGCUUGUUUGUCGCUUUUUGGCCGGGGUGUGUGGCUGCCCGCCGCUGACUUGUGCCGGUGGCACGGUCGCCGAUAUCUGGGAUCCACUGGAAAAAACACUUAGCUUUCCAGGCUAUGCCAUUCUCUCCUUCGGGGGUGCAAUCCUAAGCCCAGUGGUCGCAUCGUAUAUGGGCCAAAAGACACUGUCGUGGCGCUGGGUAAACUGGAUUGUUUUGAUCAUGGCAGGCCUGGUUCUGAGUCUCAUCGUGUUCCUCCAGCCCGAGACUUUCAGCCCUCUACUUCUCCGAUGGAGGGCCAAACAUUUGCGUCAGAUCACAGGCGAUCCUCGAUUUCAAUCUAAAAUGGAUCUAGACCAAACUUCGAUCGUUUCUCGCAUCGCUACAGCCUGCACACGGCAAUUUACAUUAGCGGUUCGCGAACCGAUCAUUCUUCUACUUGCGUUAUACAUGACCAUUCUCUACAUUGUACUCUUCACCUUCUUCGACGGCUAUAGUUACAUCUUUCGUGAUGUGCAUCAUUUGUCGCAGCCAUUGACGAAUAUUGUCUGGGUCGCCAUGUACGUGGGCAUUAUGCUGGCCGCGUUCCUGGUGCCGCUGAUGUAUUGGAGACAUCAGCAAGACAUGCGCCCUAGCGCCCAGGAUCAUGACAUGGAGAGAUCCCUGGAUGAAGCUAAAUCCAUCAUUCAACCCGAGGAUCGUCUCUGGUACGCCAUGAUCGGCGCUCCAGCUAUUCCGAUCAGUCUUUUUUGGAUGGGAUGGACAGACUAUGUAAGUCAAGUCUUCCCUCCGACCGAAACUCUACAUUACCUUGAGUUCUUCUUAUUUUUCCAUCUUUUCCCCUUUUUCUCAUCGUUAUCACCUAUAAGGCUGGAAUACGGAAUAAAACAACUAAUCGAAAACCCUCCUAUAUCACAGGAAUCGAUCUCAGUCUGGUCCCCGAUCCUCGGCUCCUCUCUCUUUGGCUUCGGCAGUAUCUGCCUCUUCAUAUCCUGUUACAUGUACGUCAUUGAUGCGUACGAGGUCUACGCGGCCUCCGCACUGGGGUUCAUGACUAUCUCGCGCUAUUGCGCUGCCGGGGGAAUGACCGUGGUCGGGAUUCCGUUCUACAAGAAUAUGGGCGUGCAGUGGACACUGACGGUUCUGGGGAUUAUCAGUGCCGUGAUGGUCCCUGUGCCUUAUGCGUUCUGGAAAUACGGGACCGUGAUUCGGGGAUGGAGUCGGUUUGCUGUUUCAGGGAAUUAG